This is a messenger RNA of Lathyrus oleraceus (garden pea), 660 nucleotides long. RefSeq lists its product as uncharacterized. The transcript is spliced from 2 exons. The record is from RefSeq and is a predicted model, not a curated record. Gene Ontology annotation, molecular function: nucleic acid binding. The coding region runs from base 1 to 660 and encodes 219 amino acids. NCBI's taxonomy places the organism in Eukaryota, Viridiplantae, Streptophyta, Magnoliopsida, Fabales, Fabaceae. Gene Ontology annotation, biological process: DNA integration.
AUGGUGGACAGACAAAGUAGACACAAGAUCAAGACUUUGAGAACUAAUGGUGGUGGAGAAUAUGUGUUGACAGACUUCAAUGCAUUGUGUGAAAGAGAAAGGAUUGUGCAUGAGGUGGUGCUGACAUACACUCCUCAACAAAAUGAUACUACUAAAAGGAAAAACAUCACUAUUAUGAACAUGGUAAGAAGUAUAUUGAAGGGAAAAUAUCUACCAAAUAAAUUAUGGGGUGAAGUUGUGUCUAGUGCAACAAACAUCUUGAACAAAUGUCCAACCAACAAGCUAGAAGGAAUCACACCAGAAGAAUGUUUGGCUAGUUUUAGGCCUAACUUGUAUAUAUGUGACUUACCUUUAGAGCGUGAAUAUGAGUUUGAUGAAGGUGAAGAGUUGAUGUAUGUAUCUGCUAAGCAAGUGAGAGGAUCCGUGAAGGAAUGGGCACUAGUGUUUGUGAUUUUAGCUUCGUUGGAAGCCAAAGACAAGGGAGUAGUUCGUGAUCUUCAUGCAGUGUGUGAAUUUCUGGAAGUGUUUCCGGAAGACAUCAGUGAUUUACCACCAGAGCGAGAGAUUGGGUUUACUAUUGACUUGGUACCCGAUACUAGUCCUGUUUCUAUGGCUCCAUAUGGAAUGUCUGCUUCUAAGUUGAGCGAGCUAAAGAAAUAG